Messenger RNA from Penicillium riverlandense, 1578 nucleotides. RefSeq names its product alpha-amylase. NCBI's taxonomy places the organism in Eukaryota, Fungi, Ascomycota, Eurotiomycetes, Eurotiales, Aspergillaceae. The transcript is spliced from 7 exons. Bases 1 to 1578 code for a protein of 525 amino acids. The record is from RefSeq and is a predicted model, not a curated record. Gene Ontology annotation, biological process: carbohydrate metabolic process. Gene Ontology annotation, molecular function: calcium ion binding; hydrolase activity, hydrolyzing O-glycosyl compounds.
AUGCGACGGAGGACAAAGGAGUGGAAAGAAAUUGAAGGUUGCCAAUUAGAAACAGCGUGUCCUCCUGAAAAGCCCUUUGCCCGCACCGCUUCCGAGAAUAUCCUGAUGAUGCAAGCAUUUGAAUGGCACGUACCGGACGAUCAGCUCCACUGGCAGCGCCUUCGAAAGUUAUUACCGAGCCUCAAGGAUAUCGGGGUUGACAAUCUCUGGAUUCCACCAGGUUGCAAGGGAAUGGACCCAUCUGCGACGGGUUACGACAUCUACGACAUGUACGACUUGGGGGAGUUCUAUCAGAAGGGAUCCCGCGCGACAAGAUGGGGACCGAAAGAGGAAUUACAAGCGCUUGCUUAUGCUGCCCAAGCUAUCGGAAUUGGGAUAUAUUGGGAUACUGUGUUGAAUCAUAAAGCCGGUGCGGACUUCACCGAACGAUUCAAAGCAGUGAAAGUCGACCCACGCCAGAGAAAUAUUGAGAUUGCGCCACCAGGAGACAUUGAAGGUUGGGUUGGCUUCGACUUUCCCGGUCGCAGAGGAAAGUACAGCUCCAUGAAGUAUCGCUGGCAGCACUUUACAGGGGUCGACUGGGAUGACAUGGGCAGUGAGCAUGCAAUUUACAAGACUUGUGGAUACAAGAAAGGCUGGGCCAUGGACGUUAGUGACGAAAGCGGCAAUUAUGAUUAUUUGAUGUUUGCCAACUUGGACCAUUCUCACCCAGAGGUUCAAGACGAUAUCUUCAAAUGGGCAGAGUGGAUCGGAACCGAGAUUCCCAUCAGUGGCAUGCGAAUCGAUGCAGCAAAACACUACUCUGCUGCCUUCCAGAAAAAGUUUAUUGAUCAUUUGCGGGCCAACGUUGGAGCCGAUUAUGAUCUGGUGGGAGAAUACUGGAGGGGAGAGGUAGGCCUACUUCUUGAACAUCUUACAUUGAUGGAUCAUCAGAUUUCCUUGUUUGAUGUACCUCUGGUUGGUCGGUUUUCGGUUAUCUCGAACGCAAAGAGCGCAGACCUACGGCAAAUUUUCAAGGGCACCCUGGUGGAACAGAGACCAAGGCACGCAGUGACAUUUGUUGGAAAUCAUGAUACGCAGCCAGGGCAAUCAUUAGAAACCCCGAUUGCACCAUUCUUCAAACCUCUUGCAUAUGCUUUGAUCCUCCUCCGAUGGCAGGGACGGCCGUGUAUCUUUUACGGUGACCUCUAUGGAAUUCGAGGAGGACCCAAACCAAGGCUCGGGCCUUCGUGUGGUGGGAAACUUCCAAUUCUCACCCGCGCCCGUAAACUCUAUGCGUAUGGCGACCAGCGAGAUUAUUUUGAUAAGCGGCACUGCAUUGGGUUCGUACGCUACGGGGACCUGCAUCAUCCCUUUGGGCUUGCGUGCAUUCUCAGCGAUGCGGCAGCUUCCCAAAAGCGCAUGUACAUUGGCCGCGGCCAUGCUGGGGAGGAAUGGACAGAUAUUCUUCAGUCACGAACUGGAACGGUCGUGAUUGAUGAUCGUGGUUAUGGCAUUUUUUCGGUAGCUUCGAAGAGUGUCAGUGUUUGGGUGAACUCUCGAGCGGAGGGAAGACAAAAUAUUGCUCGACAUUUGUAA